CAGCUGCAAAAGAGUCAAAUGGACAAGGUUGGAGGCCGGUCGGCAGCAGUUCACAGCAGCAUCGUCAUGUGUCGAACACCCAUGGAUGCCAAUCUCGUACUAAUUCUUUUUGGUGAGGCUGGUUGGUUGCACAGCCAAAACUUUGAUCCAGCCACAGGGCCAACCCUCUUUGCCCUGGAGAUCUGGACCACCGCCAGCGUUUGUUUUGCGCUGUUCGAUAUUAUUGCCUAG
Molecule: messenger RNA, 231 nt
Organism: Pyricularia oryzae 70-15
Lineage: Eukaryota; Fungi; Ascomycota; Sordariomycetes; Magnaporthales; Pyriculariaceae
Exons: 2
Coding region: 19-231 (70 amino acids)
Source: RefSeq, a predicted model, not a curated record